Molecule: messenger RNA, 840 nt
Organism: Metschnikowia bicuspidata var. bicuspidata NRRL YB-4993
Lineage: Eukaryota; Fungi; Ascomycota; Pichiomycetes; Serinales; Metschnikowiaceae
Exons: 1
Coding region: 431-598 (55 amino acids)
Biological process (GO): outer mitochondrial membrane organization
Source: RefSeq, a predicted model, not a curated record
UAAUGGGGUUUUAAUUUCAUGUUUAAAGUACGUGUCCGUCAGUGGCGCAAUGUUAGCCUUCGAAGCGAACGAGCUUUGUGUGUUGCAAGAGAAGUCACUUAAUAUAGUGGAUCAAACCGUGAACUACCAUAUAUCUCGGGGAGGAAGAGAAGAGAAGAAGCUCAGAUGAAUCCAACGGGGCCAUUCCGGGAUCACGUGACGCCAACUCAUUGCACAUGUAAAACAGGGCCCCAGAUCCAGCGGUCAUUUUCAGUUUACAUGUACACUGGAGCAGCAGCAUAUCAGCGUUUUCUUCAAUGAGCCUGUUGUUUUCGAGUGAGCCCAAUUUUUUCAGUUUUGCUGGUCUUGCCUGGAUGUGCCAGUAAGGCCCAGCUCGCGGCUGCGCACGUGACUUCAGCAUCACUCGUCGUCUCUUCUUUUACUAGCCACCAUGAUUAUUGCCAGCAUCCGGCGGAUCUUCACAUCGUUUCGGACAGAGGAGGAGGAGAAGGCGUACUCGCGCCAUGCGUUUUUCAAUUUCUUGGGGUUUUUGGGUAGCUGCGUGAUCUUUUCUUUUGUUGCGCAGAAACUCUCGAAGCAACCCCAGCAGCUCGUUUAGGGAUGGGCUAGGGUUUGCCGAGGGUGGCGUUUUGAGUAGUGCUUGGGGUCUCUGGAGCUCGCUUGAGGAUUGUUUUGUUUUUUGGGUUCGUUCGAGAAUUUUUGAGAGCGAUAGUUAGGAAUCGCUGGAGGAUGAUUAAGGGUUGCUGGAGGAUGAUUCAAGGCUCGUUAAAGGAUCUUGUGUCAAUUUACGCUUAGUUAGAUCAGUCGGAGGAUCUUUGAGGAUCGUGUGAUAUGAACGGA